Molecule: messenger RNA, 587 nt
Organism: Carica papaya (papaya)
Lineage: Eukaryota; Viridiplantae; Streptophyta; Magnoliopsida; Brassicales; Caricaceae
Product: 2,3-bisphosphoglycerate-independent phosphoglycerate mutase
Source: RefSeq, a predicted model, not a curated record
AUCUAGGGCUUUGUUAGAUAAGAUUAAGAUGAAGAUGAUGAGCAAAGAGAAGGUCUGUGCUUGGACGUCGAUGGAUAUUCAAGCUCGAAUAGGAAACCUCACAUGUUACGGCUUUUCUUCAACAUCUUCCUCCUCACCUUCUCCCUGUAGAUUUCUCUGUUCGCGUAAAGACUCUGAAAACUCUCAGCAAAAUGGUGAUAAGUUCUCAACUGACUGGGAUAAAGCAUGGUCAAACUUCAAGAAACAAGGGAAAAAAUCCCUCUUCUCUCAGUUUUCUCCAGAUAAAUAUGUUAGUUGGAAUCCAAGGCGUUCGGAAUACCCACUAUCUGAGGAGGUCGAUCCUAUUAAGAGGACAGAACGAUCGAACCUACAGCUGUGGACAAGUCCAGAGUUUACUCUCGGAGGAGCUAUUGUAAUACUAACAUUUCUUCUGAUCUACACAAUUCUUGCACCAGUCAAAUAAUCUGAUAUAGUUUUUGUUUCCCUACGAACGACUAAAUGGACAGAGGGAAGUGGUUUAGGAAAGAGAAUUGUAAAUUUAAGUCAAGCUAAUUUAUUUCACAACGAUUCUAGAUUCUCAAGUGCAA